GAUUCCCGGCUCCUCCCCUUCCGAAGAUAUAAAGCGGUCGCUGGGAAGGAAUCGCAGAGAACCAAGCAUCGUGACAGCCCAGCCCAGUCCAGACUAGCCGCGAUCCCCGAGAGCAUCAGCCGGACCGGAGCAGGGGCAUCGCCGCCGCGCAAGGCCGCGCGCGGCUUGGCAUCCCCCGGUCGCGGAGUAGGAGCAGGGCAAGGCGGCGCGGGCAGCGACCUCCAAAUUCCGGGGGCACAGUCGGGCAGGAGGAGAAGGAGGGCGGCGGAGAAGACCCGCCUCCGGCUUCCUUCCAAGGACCGCUCCUCCCGGCAUCUGCCCCGGCUGCCGGGUCGGGGAGAUGGCUACCAGCAAGGUCACCGGGCCCCUGCUGUUCUCCGUCAGCAUCGCGGCCAUCAGCUCUUUCCAGUUCGGCUACAACACAGGAGUCAUCAACGCCCCUGAGCUGAAAAUCCGGGACUUUCUCAAUGGCACCCUCAGCCGGCGCUCCGGCCAGUCCAUCUCGGAUUCGCUGCUCACCUCCCUGUGGUCUCUGUCGGUGGCCAUCUUCUCUGUGGGGGGCAUGAUCGGUUCCUUCUCUGUUGGCCUCUUCGUCAAUCGUUUUGGCAGGCGGAACUCCAUGUUGAUUGUGAACAUCCUGGCCAUCGUGGGUGGCUCCUUCAUGGGCUUCUCCAAGCUGGCACAGUCGGUGGAAAUGCUGAUUCUGGGGCGCCUCAUCAUCGGCCUGUUCUGUGGGCUCUGCACGGGCUUCGUGCCCAUGUACAUCGGCGAGAUCUCCCCCACCUCACUGCGUGGUGCCUUUGGCACACUCAACCAGCUGGGCAUCGUUGUGGGCAUCCUGGUGGCCCAGAUCUUCGGUUUGGAGGUCAUCAUGGGGACGGAUGCGCUGUGGCCACUGCUGCUGGGCUUCACCAUCAUCCCUGCCAUCCUGCAGUGCACCGCCCUGCCUUUCUGCCCCGAAAGCCCGCGCUUCCUGCUAAUCAACAAGAAGGAGGAGGCCAAGGCCCAACUGAUCCUGCAGCGGCUGUGGGGCACGCAGGACGUGAGCCAGGACAUCCAGGAGAUGAAGGAGGAGAGUGUCAAGAUGGCCCAGGAGAAGAAGGCGACGGUGCUGGAACUAUUCCGGGCACGCAACUACCGGCAGCCCAUCCUCAUCGCCAUCAUGCUCCAGCUGUCCCAGCAGCUCUCGGGAAUCAAUGCGGUCUUCUACUACUCUACUGGAAUCUUCACCGACGCUGGCGUCUCUGAGCCAAUCUACGCCACUAUUGGGGCAGGCGCGGUCAAUACGGUCUUCACUGUAGUGUCGCUGUUCCUGGUGGAGCGGGCCGGGCGGAGGACGCUGCACCUGGUGGGGCUGGGGGGCAUGGCCGGCUGCGCUCUCCUCAUGACCAUCGCAUUGUCCUUGAAGGAUCAGCACACAUGGAUGAGUUACAUUUGCAUCGUGGCCAUCUUUGGCUUUGUGGCGUUCUUCGAGAUCGGGCCGGGGCCCAUCCCCUGGUUCAUCGUGGCCGAGCUGUUCAGCCAGGGGCCCCGCCCAGCUGCCAUGGCUGUGGCCGGCUGCUCCAACUGGACCUCCAACUUCUUGGUGGGAAUGCUGUUCCCUUUGGCUGCGGAUUACUUGAAAGCCUACGUCUUUGUUAUCUUCAUUGUCUUCCUCCUCAUCUUCUUCAUCUUCACCUUCUUCAAAGUCCCGGAGACCAGAGGCCGAACUUUUGAAGACAUCUCCCGGGGCUUUGAGGGGUCCCCCAAGGAGAGCGCCAGUACACCCACUCUGCUGGCGGAGAAGGGGCCCAUCGUGGAGCUCAACAGCUCAACAGAGCCGGUCAAAGACGCCACAUCCAGCGUCUAAAGCCCCACUUCCUUCCCCCUGCCCCUCAUGGAAAAAAUACCAGCCCGAGCCCAGCCUUGGGGGGGAUUGGGGGGGGGGGGGGACUGGGAGACCGGGGUUAUGGGGAGGCGGCGCCUCUUGGGACACAUCUAGGGGACACAUCUGGGACCGUUUUCUGAUUGCUGCUACUGUAUUUGUUCCUUUCUCUCCUCACUGGCCUGACCCCUACCCUGCUCUUCCAACUCCAGCUCCUUCUUCCUCCUCCUUCCGGCUUGCUGGGGUAGAACCCAGGACCAGCCCCUUUUUCACCAGCUUUUUUUAUCCAUUGUAUUUGUGGGGUCCCGCACCUUCUGCGCAGGGGAGAGGGUGGACUGGUUGAUUCUGGAGGGCAUCGCCUGGGUUCUGAGCCCCAGACCCUCCCCUUGAGCACCAGAUGGGCGCUGGGAAGAGAUGGGGAGGGACCACCAGCCAGACCUGGGAGGAGACCCAGAAGGGAUGGGAGGAAGAGGGGAAUCUGCACAGCACCUUCCUCACUCUCCUGAGCCCAUCGACUUGACUUUAUUUAUUUUGCCUGCAGGUGUUAUAUCAUAAAUAUUUAUUUUUUUAAGUGUAAAAAAAAUUGUACAAGAAUAAUGAGACAGCUAGGGAGGGGCGAGGUGCAAGGGAAUCCUGGGGAAGAUGCAAUAAGGCUGGAAGGAUUUUAAUUUACUCCCACAGUUGGGGCUGUGCAUCCUGGUAGGAGUCCAGUGGCCCCUGAAGUUUGCAUAUUAACUUUUUAAGAGUCAUUUCUGCCUGCUAGGUGGAAAAUGGAAAGCUUAAUUGGAAGAUUGUGGGUUGGGGUUGUGUAGGGGGUUGAGGGUUUCUGCAAAAUCUACUGUUUCUUUCCAUAUUUUUUCCCUUACUGGUUAGAUAAGUGACAAUGGCAGGUUUUACUUGAAGGCUGCAGAGGGCUCCCGGGAGAGGAAUUUGGGGCCAGAGCGAGAAGCCUGAGGCCCAACCUCCUCGACCCCCCAGGCUGCUUUGGGCUUCUCUUUUUUUUAUCUAGAGAGCCAAGCUAGGAACAGUGUCGGUGGGUUCCACCUCCGAUUGUCUCCUAAUGGUUACUUAGAAAUUUCUUACAGCGGUUAAUUUUUCCAAUUAAAGGCAAAGUGUAUGACCUCUCAGUCAGUGCCUGCCCUCAGGGCUGGCACUGAAUGGGAGGUGGAUGCGAUUACGGUUAAGGGUAGGAAUGGGGUCUGCCAGGCGUCUUUGGGGUGGAAGAAAGGUAAUCCAGCCAGAGACCUUGGUUUUGGGAAGGUGGCGCUGCCCUGAGCUGUUUUAAUUUGGGUCCUUGGAGCAGGGAGAAGGGAUAGGCAGCUUGCCUCCGUGUGUAUGAGUGUGUGUGUGUGUGUGUGUGUGUGUGUCUGUGUUACAGCCCAUUGGGGACAGUGUGGAUGUGUGUGCCGUGUCACUGGUGUCAUAGGCCCCCCCCCCAUCGGGUGCUCCUCGAAAUAGCCAACAUCCCUGUAUUUUCCGUUGAUCCGUGGCACUGCUGCGGCAAUGGUGGGGUGUCAGACUUGUAUAUUGUCCACUAACUCCCCAUGUGGGCAACACUGCCCUCUCCUGGAGAGCACCAAUUCCCCCGACCCUAGGCCUGCUGGCCGACAGUGACCUUUUGGCUCCUGCGGGGCCAGCGGGGACGGAGCAACUAAUGGAGGGGGCGCGCCUCGAUCCCGGGGACAGGGUUGGACGAGGGUGGAGAGGCCCGGGGGAUGUGACCCCCUUUUUAUGCCUACCUCGUCUGGAGAGUAGGUGGGUUUGAGGUCUCCCUCCUCCAGAGGGUACCCACCCCGUUUCCCUCAGCGUCCCACCUUGGUGCUUAACACCCUCCUGCCCUUCCAGGCAACCCUUGCCAGUUCCAGUAUUUUGUGUUCCGUGUUCUGGUCCAGGUCCCUUUGGGUGAGGGGGUGAACCCACUGGAGUAGGGGUGAGGGACUCUCCUUCCCUCGGUCUGGCUCUACCCUGCUCUGCCUUAUGCCUCACCUCAGGGCGCGUGGAUCUGUGGGGCCAGGCCAGGAGCUCUGAAUGGGUUUUCUAUGCUUAUGAAUAUGUGACCGUGGUUCUGUGUUUUUAAAUAAAAAGUCUAGAUGUAAAUAUGACUA
This is a messenger RNA of Ornithorhynchus anatinus (platypus), 3969 nucleotides long. RefSeq names its product solute carrier family 2 member 3 (gene SLC2A3). NCBI's taxonomy places the organism in Eukaryota, Metazoa, Chordata, Mammalia, Monotremata, Ornithorhynchidae. Bases 341 to 1849 code for a protein of 502 amino acids. Gene Ontology annotation, molecular function: hexose transmembrane transporter activity. Gene Ontology annotation, cellular component: membrane. The record is from RefSeq and is a predicted model, not a curated record. The transcript has 10 exons. Gene Ontology annotation, biological process: monosaccharide transmembrane transport.